Molecule: messenger RNA, 1287 nt
Organism: Penicillium alfredii
Lineage: Eukaryota; Fungi; Ascomycota; Eurotiomycetes; Eurotiales; Aspergillaceae
Exons: 3
Coding region: 1-1287 (428 amino acids)
Source: RefSeq, a predicted model, not a curated record
AUGGCCUCCGUUCUUUCAAGACACGCCCCUCCAGGCAACCUGCCAGAGCUUUCCGAGGCAAACAAAGACAAAUGGUCAAAAGACUUCAUCUCUCAUUGGAUGCAAGGCGAAAUAGAUGCCAAUCCAGACGUCGUCAGCAAAGACCGCACCAAGUUGACUCAAUUCUUCGACGCGACCAAAACAGCCUCUGAUCAGAGAAAGCCCAAAGCCGUCACAUGGAAUGCAUUUCCCAAUCUGCUCGUAGAUUCAUAUCCGGGAGUGGAACUUCAGAAUCAGAUUGCAGACAGUUCCCGCGUCGUCCAAGACGAGUAUCUCGAAUGGUCUGUCAGCCGAGGUGAACGAAAGUACAGUGGGGAUAUCCAUAGUGUGAGCUUUACGUGUGAAGGGCCUGAGUACUGGCAGUUCCUGGCCAGCGCCCAGAAACCCGACUUCAUCAAACUCAUGAGAAGCCUCAACUCGGGAUUCGACAAGGAGAUGGACAACCGUGACUUUUUCCUCAAAGACCACGUCUCCGGCAACGAAGUCUAUAACCCUGCCAAUCCAUGGAAUUUGCUCAGCACGACCGGCACGAUCGCUCAUCUGAUCCAGCCCAACAACACUCUAUCCGCCGAGAUUGACAUUGCUGCCCAGGCCACCGUGAUCCGCAAGGAUGAUAAGGGCCGGACUAUCGAAGACAAGGAUGACCUCAUCAAGUGCUCCAAGUAUGGCAACAGGGGCAGAAACUCGGAUCCCAGAGUAAGCAACCUGGUUGGUCGAUUCUUUCAGGGGACUGACAUUAUUCAGAUUGGAGCAGGCAUCAACUUUUUCGCCCGGAAAGGCGCAAGUCUGACGGUGGCUGACCCGGUUGCGAUCUACAUCCACGACUUUGACAAAUCCAAUUUCAAAUUUGAUAUCAACAGCACGACUGACGGCCAGGCCCUCAAUCUCCAGGAUAUCGAGGAACCCGACAGAGUCUUCCAGUGGCAGCGUGGCGACAUCACCAAGAACCAAGGGCUUAGAAUCAAGAUCGAGGUGCCAAAAGAUCUCAAGCAGAAGAACAAGGACGGUGAGCCGCUUCUUGUCAGCAACAUCUAUGACACCUUGAAUAAGAAGCAUAUCCGGUAUGGAGCUCAGUUUGCCCGUUACUUCACAAUGAGCGUCAGUGCAGUCGCCAUUCCUGGUAAGACUGCCGAGGCACAGCCCUGCUAUAGAACUUCUGCGGCAGCUGGUGAAAAGGCACCUUGUGCGGAGUUUGACGGCUUCCCGCAUCCUGGUAUUAGUGGUACUCCUGGCUCGUCUCGUGCGUAG